AUGAUAAUAAAUCAAGAUUAUCAUUCUCUUGUUUAUAAUGAGCAAAGACAUUUACGAGGAGGAGGUAGUUCCUUUAGUUGUUCUGAUAGUAAAAAAAAAAUGAAUAAUAUCUAUACUCUGAUUAAAGAAUUGAAUUAACUUGAAUAAAAGAUAGGAGAACCUAAAUAUCAACUAUGUUAAUAAAUUAAAUUGUGUCUAGAUUUAAUUGUGAAAAUUUAUAAGGAUUGGAUAUAAAAAGAAAUAAACCUAAGUAAUAUAAUGAAUUACAACUCAUUCAAUAAAUUAAUUGAAAAAAUAAAUGAAAUUUUAAAAGUUUAGGACAAUCGGCCAGGGAAAUGCUGUUUAAAUUACUAUUUAGAGUUGAUAAAUAUCUCCUUAGAAAAUUUAUAAAAAAAUAUAUCUUAAACCAAAAGUAUUAGUAUAAUAGGUUUGUUUAUAUAAAUAGAGAAAUAGAAAAAUAAUAAUGAAAGUAUCUCAAAUUUAAUUGAUGCAGCUAAUAGUUUGUUAAUAGGAGUAAAAUGUAGAUAUUUCACUUAAUUUUAAAAAUUUGAAACAUAUUUUUUUUUUAUUCUCCUAAAUUAGAUGAUAAAAGAUUAAGUAAAAAAAGGAGUGAGUAUUGAUGUCAAUAACUAUUUUUUAAAAAUUUAAGAUUAAUAUAUUAAAAACUCAACAAAUUGGACUCUCCAUAAUUGUUGGAUAGAAUUUUUAGUUGAUUUACUUAGAUUUUGUAAAAACUUUAAAAAAGAGUAAAAAACAAAAUAAUAAGGAGCUGUAGAUAUUAUAACUUACAUAACUAAUCAAGAUGGGAGAAACUUAUUUGAUAUUUAUUUAUAAGAUUUCGAAUAUGAAGAAUUACAACAAAAUAAAUGGAUAUCUAUUGAUAAACCUGAAUUACAUCGCUUAAACAGAAUAGUGAAUUUUUUAACUGGAAAAGUUAAUUUAAUAGAGACUUAAUUCUAAAAAUUAAAUGAAUCAUAUGAUAUUGAAUAAGUAAAAUAGAUGUUUUAAGAAUUAUAUUAUCCUUUAUUAGCUUUUUAAAUCUAUUUAAUAGAAAUGUUAUAAUUAUUUUAAAUGAUAUAAAGAAAAUAUGAAUAAAACAUAAAAAUAAAAGAUAAUUUUGAUAAAAUUAAUUUUAUUAUAAGUAAUAUAAAGGAGUAGAUCAAAAGUACUCUUGAUACAAAAAUUACUAUUAAAUUUUGGUUUAAACUUUAGAUGAUUAAAAAUAAUAAUUAUGAUAAAGAUAGAUUUUUAUAAAAAAAAAGUACACUUAAAUUUCAAAAUUAAAUACAAUAAUUAAUUAAAUUAGUCCAAGUAUUGUAAAAUUUCAUUAUUUAAGAAAGAAUGCUCUUUACAAAUUAAAUUAUUUUAUUAAAUGAUUCAUUAUCACAAUUUAAUUACGGAUUUGAAUCUCAAGAUUUUGACUCAAUUUAACGAAAGUAUCCAGUAAUUGAUACUUAUGAAGAUCUAUGUUAUUAGAUUAAUUUUCAUCUUUUAUGGUUUUCUCACAUUAAAAAGAUUCAAAAAAUUUACUAUUCAAAGUAAUAACAAGAGACCUUAGAAAAUAUAAUCAAAAAUUUGAAAUUUUUGAAAUAAGAGUUGUCAAAAAAAAUGUAAGAAUUUAGCUAACUUGAAUAAAGAUUUUUUAAUCUAACAGAACACAUUAAAAAAUGUAUAGAUAAAGAUUAAUAAAAUAACGAAAACGAACAUGAAUAAGAAUUGCCAUAUAGUUAUUAAUUAUUUUAUUAAGAGAUUGAAUUAAUUAUAGAUUAAAAAAAUUAAGAUAAAUAUAAAAUUGAAGAAAGUAUUUACUAUCAUUUUCAGACAAUCUAAAAUAAUCCAGGAAAUUAGAAAUUGAUUUUAUCUUGUCUCUAAUAAAUAUAAGUUUUUUUAACCAACAAGAUAAAAUAACUUAAAAAGAAAAAUUACAUAAAUGAUAUAUAAAGUAUAGAAUCCUAGAUGUAAAUCUUAAUUACUAGCAUUAGAAAUUAUACAACCAAUAAAAGUAAGUAAGAGAUCCAAGAUUUCACCGAUGCUUGGAAAUAAAUUGAAUCUAUUUUCUAAUCAACUUAAAGCUAAAUUAGUAAUGAAUCAUCAAUAGAAAAAUAAAAUUUGGAUGCAAACUAAAUUUUAAGUAUCCUAAAAAGAUGCAAAAUUGAUGUUGCGUUAAGGACUAAGUAACAUGAUUCUAAUAAUCAUAAAGUGUUAUUAAAGUAAUCGUAAUAAUAAUUAAAUUAAGCUGAUCAAGGAGUUUCUGAAAAAAAAUUAGAUGAUGUAAUUAAAUAGUUUAUUUGUAAAGAGAAUCUUAAUGUUGUGUUAAUCAUAUCUGGUUAAAUUGGAUGUGGUAAAACAAAAUCCUUGAAGAAAUUAAAUAUAUAGUUAUAAGAAAUUUAAAGAGAUGAUCCAAAUUCUCAAAAUUGGAUCCCAAUUUAUUUAAAUCUAUCUGAUAUUAAGGAGCCUUAAAAUUAAUUAUUAAGAAAAGCAAUUUAAAAAUAUAGCAUCUAAUUAAAUAUUAAAGAUGUUAACAAAUUUUAUUCAGAAAUUCUUUAAAGUAAAUAUAAGGUUGUAUUACUUCUGGAUGGUUAUGAUUAAUUGAUAGAAUAAAAUAAUAUAAUUUUGUAAAAUGGAUUAGAUAAAAGAAUAAAGAAUUUAUAUAAUGAGGUGACUUUAAAAAUUAUUAUGACUAUAAGAAAUGACAUUAUACCUUCUGAACGUUUUAAAGAAACUAAAAACAUAUAAUUUACAAAAAUAUAAUUAUUUGACAGUGUUCAAUAGUAAGAAUACAUAAAAUAAUCAUACAAAAGAUUAAUAACAAUUAGCCUAUCUCAAGUAUAAACAUUUAGAGGUGUUCAAAUUUAGUUGAUUGUAGAAUAUGUAAAUUAACUAUUUGUAAAUAUUCCAUAAUUGUUUUAUGUAAUGCCACAACAAGUUGAAGAUGAUAUUAUAUAUAAAUUGAUUGGAAAAAUAAAAAAUGGAAUUGAAUUUUUUUAAAUUAUAUAGAAUGAAAUGAAAAAAAUGAGGUAUUUCUUAGAAAAUAUAUUAAUUCCAUACUUAAAAGAUAUAUUAAUCACUCCUUAAUUGCUUAAAAUGGCAAUUAAGAAAUGGCAAUAGAAAAUUUGGUUAGAUUUUGAAAAGAAUGAUAAUAAAAUAAUUGAGGUAGAAUUAAAAAAGGAGUUUACAAAAUUAAUGAAAUAAGUUUAAUAAGGAAUUUAAGAAGAAAAUGUUUAUAGAGAACUAAAAAAUAAUAAAUUUUUUAAGGAAUAUCAUAUAUAUGAUGAAAUUCCAUAUUUAGAAAACAAUUACACAAUAAAUUUAAAUGGAAAACACUUUGAGAGUAGUAAUGCAGAUCUAAUUAUAUAGGCAAUUAAUGCAUAACGAUUUUCUAGAUACACAACUUUAGAAUAAUUCCUAGGAUUCUGCCAAAAGGAUAAAGUGCAAAUUAAUUUAAUUGAUGAUUUGAAAAUAUUUUCUUAAAAGCUAUCGAUUUUUUUAAAAAUCAAUAAUUUAGAUGCUUUGAAUCAGUAAUAGUAAAAUAAUUCAUAAUUAAUUAUAAAUGAUUUAGAAGAAAUUUUUAAUCUAUAGAGUCCUUAUAGAAAAGCCAUCAGAGAAAGUAAGUUAAUCACUUAUAAAAAUGAAGAAAUUACAUUUCUUAAUUAAUGGAUUCUAGAUUUUUUUUUUGCCUAAAAAAUUAUAUUAUUACUUAAAAAUAAAUAGGACUAAGAGACAAUAUAAUUUUUGAAUGAUGUUAACUUAUCAGAAAAAAAUUAUGAAGGUGUUGUGUAAUUACUAAUCGAACAAUUGAUUAAAAUUAAAAAUAUAAAAACUUUCCUCAUUUAAAUAAUAAAAAAAUCCAUAAACUAAACAAUAAAUAUAAGAGCACCAUCAAAUGGAAUAUUCUUAUUAUCUAAAAUGGGAAUUUCUCUAGAAGGUGAGGAUUUUCAAUAAAUUAUUAUUGAGAAUACUAGUACUUAAAUGAAUAAUGUCUUAAUAGAUUACUGCAAUUUAAAUUCUUCUAAAUUAAGCAAUGCUUAAUCCGAUAAUUUUCUGUGUAUUGAAUUUCCUUAAAUAAAUGCAGAUUAAGAAAUCUUAUAAGUUAUAAUUUAUAAAGAAAAUCAAUAGCUAGCUUUACUUUAGAAGAAAGGGAUAAUAAAGAUUGUUAAUAUAGAAAAAUAAGUGGAAUAAUAAGAAGAUAUAAGGAACCCAUUUGUCAAAUAUAAAUAAAUAGCUAUUUCAAAAGACGAUACUAAGCUUUUUGCACUAGCAAAUUAUUAGAUAGAUUUAUGGAACUUAACUUAAUAUUAUUUAGCAUCUUAUAUAAAUGUAGAAGGGGAAAGUAUUUAUUUCUACCUUUCACCAGACAACACAUAAAUAAUAUGCAGUUUAUAUAAUUAAUAUAUAAAGGUAUUCCCUCUUGUAGAUUACAUCUUUAAAUAGCCAAAAACAUUAUAAAUUAACUAAGAUGCAGAAUAAAUGGCUAUAAAUCAAAAAAAUCAGCUUUUGGUUUUUAGAACUAAAUAAAAAUAGAUUUAUUUUUUCAAUCUUCAGACAUCUUAAGAAAUUAAAAUAAACUAAUAAAUUGAAGCAAAUUUACUAACAACUACGAAUGAUGGAAGAAGUUUAAUAAUAUUAUACGGAGAUGUAAUAAUCUUUUAUUAGUUUGAAAUAACUAAUAAGGAUUUAGUCAAACAAAAGGAGUUUUUAAUCUAAAAUACAAUCUAUCCAAUAGGAUUGUUUGUAUCUGAAAAUCCUUUGAUUAUUUUAAUUCAAAAUUAAAAUAUGAUUUAGAUAUUCGACACUAAUAAAAAUAAACUUUAAAAUGUCCAAAAAAUGUUUUAAGAAAAAAAAUUAAUUCUUUCAGGAGAUGGAAAAAUGUUAAUUAAUUGGAAUAAUAAUAAAGUUUUUUUUUGGGAUUUGAUUGAUUAUAUAAAAUCAUGCUAAUAUUCUCCAGAUGGUAAUCAUUUAUUAAUAUAAUCUUCUGAAAAAUUUACAUUUUUGAAUAUUUAGGCUAAAGAAUUCAAAUGCAUUCAUGAAAAAAUUACAUCUUUAUGUUUCAAUCCUAUAAACAAUAUGUUGGUGACCUUCUCAAUUUAAGGAUUGAAAUUCUGGAGUACUAAUUAAAUGUAAUUAUUAUAUCAUUUUGACGAAUUUGAAUAUUUUGAAAAAUAAUAAUUAAUAUUUUCUUAAAAUGGUGAAUAAUUAGUAAUUAUUAAUAAGGGUAUUGUAAUAUGUAUAAAUAUCAAAAAAAUUUUUGAAAAAAAUUAAGAUUAAGAGUGUCAAAAAACAAUCAAGAUCAAAAAAAGUAAUAAUAAAAAAAUUAUUGUGAAAUCCCCAAAUGAAAAUAUAUAUGCAAUAUAAUAUGAAAGUUUGAUUUAAAUAUUUGAUUAUCAAUCAUCAAAUAUCAUAACUCAAAUCUCAUUAGGUCAAUCAAAAAUUUUUUCAUUGAGUUUUUCGUAAAAUGGACAAUUUUUAGCUGCAAGAAGUUCUGAUUAGAAGAUUAGAAUUUGGAGUACAAUAAAUUUUUGUCUUGUCUGUUAAUUCAAUGAUUAGUUCAAUGAUCAAAUAGAGAAUCAUUGUUUAUGGUUAUCUGAUUAAUAAAUCUCGUAUAUUGUUACAAAUUAUUAAAAUAGUGUAAUUCUAUACAAUAUAUCACAAUAUUUGGAGAUAAGUUCCAAUCCAUCUAAUUCAUUCUUGCAGAAUUCUGAAUCAAUUUAAACUUCAAUCGAAAAGUUAGAACUAAAAUAAGAGAAUAUUCCUCAAGGAUUAAUGUGCAGAAACAUAGUUAUUUCAAAUGAUAAUUAAUAUAUUGCUAUUUCUUAUGCUAAACAAUAAGAAGACAAAAAAUAAAAAGUGCCAAUAAUUAUUAAAAAAAUAAAUGCUUUGUAAUCAUUUCACUAUAAAAUAAAAAAUUAAGGUGGAUUUUUAUUGGCCUUUUGUCCUAAUUCUUAAUAUUUAGCUACUGAUUCGUAUAAAAAUAAUUAAUCGUAUAUAAUUAUAUGGGACAUCAAAUAAUCAUAAGUUUAUUAACCUUUUAUUAUUAACACUAAAUAAUCCUAUAUUCUAAAUAGCAUUGAAUUUUCACCAAAGGAAUCUUAUAUACUUAUAUCAGAUGAAUUUAAUCAUUUUUCAUUGCAUAAUCAUAAAAUCCCUGCUCUUAAUUAAAGUUAAAUAAAUCAUUAAUAUCAAUAACAUUAUGAGCUAUAAAAUGAAUUAAUACAAAACACCUACUGUAUUAUCUCUAUAAAUGGAGAAUAUUUAAUUUAUAUUUAAAAUGAUAAACUAAAGUUUGAAAAAAUAAAAACUAGACUAAAUAACAUUAAAUUAAUUCAUAAUUAUUAAUACAAUGAAAAAGAUAAAUUUAUUUUUAUCAAUAAUUUAAUAUCUUACUGUCAUGAUCUCAAUUAAAUUAUUUAAUUUGAUCUAGAAAAGUGUUCAUUUACUAAGAUGAUCUAUAAUUCAUAAAAUUAAGCCUCAACAUUUUCUUCAACAGGAUAAUAUUUUGCAUUUGUUAAUGAAACCAACUAAUAAGUAAAUUUAUCUGUUUUAGAUGUUUAUUAACAAAAAACUUUUCCACAUUAUGUUUAGCAUCCUAUCUAAGUCAUUUAAUUUUCUAAUAAUGAAGAAUAUCUAGCGACUUUAUACAAUAAUGAAACAAUUAUUUAUUUAAUUAAAAAACAACAAAAUCAAUUCAUACUUUAUAAAUAUUAAGUUAUAUAUAUGAAUUCGAAACUACUUUCUAUUUAAUUUAAUCCAAAAAAUGAUCAUUAAUUUAUAGUAGUUUUAAGAAAUGGAGAAAUCUUAUUUUAUAGUUAAUAAUUAGAUUAAUAGAAAAAAAUUAAAAAAUACAACCCCAUGUUGGAUAAUUAAGUUGAAUAAUAAUAUCAGGAAGCUAAUAUAAAUUAAUUCACCUUUACUGUUAGGAUUGACUAUUAAAAUUUGCUUAAAUAAUUCUCUAAAAAGGGUUCCUGUUAUAUAACUGAAGAAAUUUGA
Messenger RNA from Paramecium pentaurelia, 6984 nucleotides. Lineage: Eukaryota; Ciliophora; Oligohymenophorea; Peniculida; Parameciidae. The record is from the annotation of a GenBank genome assembly.